Fusarium pseudograminearum CS3096 is the source of this 1845-nucleotide messenger RNA. RefSeq lists its product as uncharacterized. Gene Ontology annotation, cellular component: membrane. The coding region runs from base 1 to 1845 and encodes 614 amino acids. Lineage: Eukaryota; Fungi; Ascomycota; Sordariomycetes; Hypocreales; Nectriaceae. The transcript is spliced from 3 exons. The record is from RefSeq and is a predicted model, not a curated record. Gene Ontology annotation, molecular function: myo-inositol:proton symporter activity. Gene Ontology annotation, biological process: transmembrane transport.
AUGGCCGACAAAGACAUCUCCCCCAGUCGUUCAUACGAUGACAAGAACGCAAGCUUCCCUCCCGAGAAGGGCGGUGCAGAGGUUCUAGAGCACGCUGGUCAAGGCCGCCGUGGUUCCACUGCUGUCAACAUUGUCCAGAAUCCUCUACAGAGCAAAACAAAAGAGCAAACUAUUGCCGACGCACGCCUCUUUGCCGAAUCGAAUGGCAUGUCCGAGCACGCCGACCUUUUCGGCAGAGCCGCUCUCAUUGCCCGUGAUCCCGAGAGCUUCGAAUCGGUCGACCUUCUCGAUGAUGAGCGAGCGGCUCUCAUCUACGAAAGGGACCACAAGUGGCACGGGUCAAAGAUGCUGUGGUACUCAAUUGGCCUCUGUGCUGUUGGUGCUGCGACGCAGGGUUGGGAUCAAACAGGUGCCAAUGGCGCCAACCUCUCAUUCCCCAAGGAGUUUGGCAUCGAUGGUACGGGACGCGAUGAGUGGAUUGUUGGUAUCAUCAACUCCAUCAUUUUCCUGACCGCUGGUCUGAUCGGUGCUUUUAUUGUCGAUCCCCUCAACCACUACUUUGGCCGACGUGGAGAGAUCUUUAUCACAGCCGCAUGUUUGACUGCUACUCCCAUUGCAUCUGGAUUUUCCAGAAACUGGCAAGAGCUCUUUGCCAUCCGUUUCAUUAUGGGAAUUGGUAUCGGUGCUAAGAAUGCUACUGUGCCUAUCUAUUCUGCAGAGAUGGCGCCUGCUCGAAUUCGAGGUGCCCUUGUUAUGUUCUGGCAACUUUGGGUUGUCAUCGGCAUCUUCCUUGGAUUCUGCGCCAAUGUCAUUGUCAAGGAUAUCGGCGACAUUGCUUGGCGACUGGAGCUUGGUUCAGCCUUUAUUCCUGCCUUUAUUCUCAUGAUCGGCAUUUACUUUUGCCCCGAAUCACCUCGUUGGCUGAUGAAGCAUGGCCGAAUUUCUGAAGGAUUCGUCUCCAUGUCCAAGCUUCGUGCCCAUCCCAUCCUCGGUGCUCGCGAUUACUACUACUCGUACGUUAUCUACCACGAGGAGCUUCGCGAGAACGCUGGUGCUGGUUACUUCCAACGUCUCUGGGAUUGUUUCGCUGUCCCCAGAAUUCGAAGAGCCAACUACGGUGCCAGUACUGUCAUGUUGGCUCAGCAGAUGUGCGGUAUCAAUAUUAUCUCUUUCUACAGCUCCACCAUCUUCAGAGAGGCCGACUUCAGCCAUGACCAAGCCCUCUACGCAUCCUUGGGCUACGGUGCUAUCCAGGUCGUCUUCACUAUCCCAACUCUCUUCUUGAUUGAUACCAAGGGACGAAGAUUCUUGACUCUGGCAACAUUCCCCUUCAUGUGCAUCUUCCUUCUGGCUGCUGGUCUUGCUCUUCUCAACAACACUGAUAACCAAGCUGCUAAGAUCGCACCUGUUGCCCUCUUUGUGUACCUUUUCACCAUCGCGUACUGUCUUGGAGAGGGACCCGUUGCCUUCCAGUAUUCAGCCGAGGUCUUCCCCACCAUCCAGCGUGAGCAGGGUAUGGCAUGGGCCGUCUGCAUCAACAACACCUUUGCUGGAAUUCUAGGACUGACUUUCCCCCGAAUGAGGACAGUCAUGACUCCUACCGGUGCCUUUGGAUUCUACGCCGGACUCAACCUCAUUGCUUGGGGUAUGAUCUUCUGUUUCGUCCGUGAGACUAAGCAGAUGACUCUUGAGGAAUUGGACCAAGUCUUCUCUGUGCCUACCAGCCAGUUCCUCUCCUACGAGACCAAGGUUUGGCUUCCCUACAUGUUCAAGAAGUACAUUCUUCAGAAGAAGAUUGAGCGACCUCCUCAAAUCAUUGAGAAGAGUGAGAAGACAUUCGCGUAA